AUGUCCAGCCCAGUGCUGCUAGGGACCUACCGUAGUAGUCCCGGCAUCCCUCCAACCUCCUCUCGUUCGAACACACCAAUCUUUGAAAGCAAAGAGGCCCAAACACCAGCACGACUAAACUUCCACCAACGCCUUCGACAUUUUACAUGGGCCUGGUACACACUCACCAUGAGCACCGGCGGCCUAGCUCUCCUGCUUGCUGCCCAACCCAACCAGUUCAAAGGUCUCCCGGAGAUUGGCCUGACAGUCUACAUAAUCAACCUUGUUCUCUUCGCUCUAGUCUGCUCUCUGAUGGCAGCACGGUUUUUGAUCCAUGGCGGAUUCCUCAAAUCCCUCUACCACGACCGUGAGGGUCUUUUCUUCCCUACAUUCUGGCUUUCAACCGCAACCUUAAUCACAGGCCUGGAAAGGUACUUCGGUGAUGAUCCAGACCCGGCAUUUUCACUGACCCUUGAAAUCCUCUUUUGGGUAUACUGCGUCUGCACCUUCGCUCUUGCCGUGGUCCAGUACUCCUUCGUCUUUACCUCAGUCACCUACCGUCUCCAAACAAUGAUGCCCUCGUGGAUCUUACCCGCCUUCCCCAUCAUGCUAAGCGGUACCAUCGCAUCCGUAAUUGUCGAGAGACAACCAUCCCGCUCUUCCAUUCCCAUCGUCACAGCAGGGAUGACUUUCCAGGGUCUCGGAUUCUCCCUCAGCUUCAUGAUGUACGCCCAUUACAUCGGCCGUCUAAUGGAAUCAGGUCUGCCAAGCCGCGAACACAGACCGGGGAUGUUCAUCUGUGUCGGACCACCGGCUUUCACGGCCCUGGCUCUCAUCGGCAUGGCCAAGGGCCUACCGGAGGAGUUCAGGGUCAUGGACAGAGAGAAUGCCGCGGUUGACGGUCGCGUGCUGGAAAUCAUUGCUCUGGCAGCGGGAGCAUUCCUGUGGGCUCUUAGUUUCUGGUUCUUCUGUAUCGCUCUCCUCGCUGUGCUGAGGGCUCCGCCGAGGGCGUUUCACCUUAGUUGGUGGGCUAUGGUUUUUCCAAAUACGGGGUUCACUAUUGCUACGAUUACUCUCGGGAAUGCCCUUGGCAGCUCUGGUAUCAAAGGAGUAGGAUCUGCGCUGUCCAUAUGUGUUAUCUGUAUGUGGAUGUUUGUGUUUGUCUCUCAUGUUCGUGCUGUUUAUAGGCAGGAUAUCAUGUAUCCUGGGAAGGACGAAGAUGUUUCGGAGUGA
This is a messenger RNA of Penicillium lagena, 1212 nucleotides long. RefSeq names its product tellurite-resistance/dicarboxylate transporter family protein. Gene Ontology annotation, molecular function: malate transmembrane transporter activity. The transcript has a single exon. Bases 1 to 1212 code for a protein of 403 amino acids. NCBI's taxonomy places the organism in Eukaryota, Fungi, Ascomycota, Eurotiomycetes, Eurotiales, Aspergillaceae. Gene Ontology annotation, cellular component: membrane. The record is from RefSeq and is a predicted model, not a curated record. Gene Ontology annotation, biological process: malate transmembrane transport.